UUUAUGCAUGUCCAUGCAUCCAUUGAGAUAGUGCGCGGGUGUAGCGGACCCCUAGUGCGAGUGAAUAUUAGGAAAUGUGUGCUUCUAUCACGUACUCUUAGAAUGGACCUUUGAAGAAGAAGGCGGACGAGGAAGCGAAUCCAGGUUGUUUGCUGGAAAGGUAUGACCGCACGCCGCCCUUGGCGAUGUUUGGAUGUGAUGGAAUGAGAGAAGACCGAAAAAUGCCUUUAAAGUGCGCUGAAAUGUACGAAAAAAAAAGAUGAAUGAAUAAUAACAAACACUGAAGACGAAGCAAAAGUAGCAGGGAAAAUAGUCAGGAAAAAAAGAAGUUUGAUCAAAGCUAACAUCCUGUGCUGGGCUGUGUAUAUGUUGAACCCACGAGUGAGUGACUCUCUCAUUGUGCAACAGUAUCACGGGCGGAUGUGUGAGUGCUAGCCUAGAUAUGUGUUGGUGUUGUUAGAAAAUUUCUGAAUCAAACAGCUCAAAAAGUGUGCUGGAACGUGCGCCGUGAAGACGAAGAAGAAAGGCUACCGAGAUUUUUUUUAUGAAUAAACUUCAGUGAGUGAUCUGCGCUGGUGUUAGUGUACCAUUCGAUUGAUUCAUGUAGCGAGGUGCUCAUACGCAUACAGUGUCAGUCAUUCGGAGAAGCAGCAGCAGCAGCAGUUUUGUGUACACACAUUCGCAGUACUAGUUAUGGAUUCAAUAUGGCUGACGACACACGCAAAGUCCGUGUUGAGGAACAAUUAAAGAUAAAAAUAGGCGAAGCGAAAAACCUCCUCGGUCGCAAUGGCAACAACUGCGGCGCCUCCUCAUCGGGCUCGAAGGAAAACCGCGACGCGUACUGCACGAUCGCACUGGACCAGGAGGAAAUCUGCCGGACGCCGACGAUCGAGCGGACGCUCAGUCCGUUCUUCGGCGAGGAGUACCAGUUCGAGAUUCCGCGCAGCUUCCGCUACCUGUCGGUGUACGUGUGGGACAGGGACCGGCAUCUAAAGCAGGACAAACCCUACGGAAAGAUUGCAAUCAAGCGGGAAGAUCUGCAUCAGUACAACCACAAGGAUCACUGGUUUCCGCUGAGACCCGUCGAUGAGGACUCGGAAGUGCAGGGCAUGGCUCACCUGGAGAUCUCCAUCGACGACGGCGUCGGCAAUCUAAAGCAGAACAACGAGUUUGACGAUUGUAGCAACUUCCAGUCGUCCAAUAAUAGCACUUCUUCGUUUGGAAGUGUGAUCAGCAGUAGCGGUAGUAGUGAUACGAAAGAGAAUUCCACCUCAUCCCAUCACCACCAUCACCUGCACCACCAUCCCCACCACCACCAUCAUCAUCAACAACAACAACAACAACAACAACAGCUACAUCAUCACAUGGUCAACAAUUCUGUGAAUAGUACAAAUUUAAAAUUAAGUUUUCCAUCCAAAAGUGGCGGAGGUGGCCACGGGACGCUAAAGACAAUCUUCGGUGGCAGCAGUGACUUUGGCAACAACGUACAGCAGCAACCAUUUCGAAACAUUCUCGACACCAGCAGCAGCUCCGGCCGAAGUUCGCGCAUCUCGAUCAAACUGACCGAGUGUAUGAACUUGGCUCGAAAAAAUGGCCUUUGUGAUCCGUACGCAAUACUAACUGCUCACUAUUCGAAUAAGAAGAAAAUUACGAAACGUACUAAGGUGAGAAAAAAGACGGUCAAUCCGGAGUUCGGAGAAGUAGUUAGCUUUGACCUGUGCGUGGACUCGUGUGCAAGUGACUCGAGAAGUGAUAGUAACAAUACCUACACGGUGGCACCCCUGGGGGGAGCGGACCUGUGUGAGGUUGUGAUAGCUUUUUGGCAUGACAGUCCCGGUAUGGGCGACGAUGUGUUUCUCGGUGAGAUCAAGCUUCCGGUGCGUGGGAAGCAGCAGUUGAACGCGGUGCAGCAAAGUGCGUGGUACUACCUACAACCCCGGACAAGCCAAUCGCGGCCGACGCGAACCUGUGCUACUCCUCCCGGAACCCGGCUCUCUUGUGAUAACUCGCUUGGUUCGCUUCGGCUCAAGCUUAACUAUACCGCCGAUCACGUGUUCCCCCUAGCAACCUACGAUCAACUCCUGAACAUCCUCAUUCAAUCCAUCGAUCAAAAACCCAUCACCGCCAGCGCCGUCCACAUCCUCGGUGAAAUCAUCCAGAAUAAAACCGAAGUCGCUCAACCGCUGGUCCGCCUGUUCACCUACACCAACCUGAUCGCUCCGAUGAUCAAAGCCCUGGCGGAUCACGAAAUCUCCAAACUCACCGAUCCAACGACCAUCUUCCGCGGCAACACGCUGGUCUCGAAAAUGAUGGACGAAGCGAUGCGACUGUCCGGGCUGCACUACCUGCACAACACCCUCCGGCCCAUAGUGGAGGAAAUCUUCUCCGAGAAGAAACCCUGCGAAAUCGAUCCGGCGCGGGUCAAGGACAAAAGCAUGAUCGACACCAACCUGAUCAACCUGCAGGAGUACGUCGAGAAGGUAUUCGAAGCGAUCACCAAGAGUGCGGUCAAGUGCCCUGCCGUGCUGUGUCAGAUCUUUCACGAUCUAAGGGAAUGUGCGGCCAAGUACUUUCCGCAGAACAAGGAGGUCCGGUAUUCGGUCGUGUCUGGGUUCAUUUUUCUGCGGUUUUUCGCGCCGGCCAUCCUGGGCCCGAAGCUGUUCGAUUUGACCACCGAACCAGUGGACGAACAAACCACCCGUACUCUGACCCUGAUCUCGAAAACGAUCCAAUCGCUGGGCAAUCUGGUCAGUUCCCGGUCGGCGCAGCAACCGUGCAAGGAGCAGUACACCGGCCAGCUGUACAAAAAGUUCUGCACCGAGAAGCACGUCGAUGCGAUCAAACACUUUCUGGAGGUGAUCUCCACCGUGGGUGCUAACAUUUGCGAUGACGAAUCGACGACGAUGCUGGAGGCGGUGGUGCUCAAGGAGGGGAUGAUGACCAAGCGGGCCCAAGGUCGGAAGCGUUUCGGUCGGCGGAACUUCAAGCAGCGCUACUUUCGGCUAACGACCCAAUCGCUCAGCUACGCCAAGGCAAAGGGAAAGAGACCGAUCUGUGAUAUACCGCUGGCAGAGAUUCUGGCCGUGGAGCGGCUCACCGAGCGGAGCUUCAAGAUGCAGAACAUCUUCCAGAUUGUUCGAAAGGAACGUCCACUCUACGUCCAGACGGCCAACUGCGUCGAGGAGAAGGAAUGGGUCGACCUGCUGAGUAAGAUCUGCCAGAGCAACAAAGCACGGUUGGAGCACUUUCAUCCCUGCGCCUACAUCAACGGCAUGUGGACCUGUUGCAGCGAAAACGACCAGUACGCAUCGGGCUGCACGGCCGUCUCACCGAAACCAUUCCAGAUGGAGCUGGCAACGGCUCUCGAUCCGGCACGGGAUCUCCAGCGGCUGCACUCGCUGAUCAUGGCCAAUUUUAACGGCCUGGAGGAGCUGGAUUCCACGUUGACGGCCGCCUGCGAGGAUCCGGGUGCCGCUCGGAAAACCAUCAAGAAGCUGAACGAAAUUGCCAACUCGCUCGAGCGGAUCCACCGGAAGUACAAGACGAUGCUGGUGCGGGAAAUGCGCUACGGCAGCCGGCAGGCCCCGAUCGGCGACGACAACUAUCUGCACACGUCCCGGAUGAUGGCGGCUGGUGGCGGCAACUUAGCCGCCACGGCAGCAGCCGCCGCCGCCGCUGCCUCUUCCAUCCUACCGUCGCAGCACUUUGACAAGUCACCAAAUCUGUUCCACCGCAACCACCCACUGCGGAGUUCGGAUAAUGAACGAUUCUCUCAGUGUUAAGUUUUACACUAUUCCUUACGUUUCGCUGUAUUUAGUAGGAAAAGUUAAUUUAUUUAUGUUUUUUAAAACCCUUUUUGUGUAUUUAACAACCUUUUAAAAUUUAGAAAAUUUAAAAACUUCGAGUUUAGGAAUAAAAGAAAACGGAAAACGCGCAGAAAAUUCACAAUCCUUCACCCCGCAUUGUGUUGUAAGCUUUAACAUCAACGUUAAUUUCUAAAAUAUUUAAUGCGUCACGCACAGGCAUUUCCUUUUACGUUACUCAACGUAUGUAAAGUUAAUUGUACAGAACCUCACCCGGAAACCCGACCAGCACCAUAUUGCAUUAUCUUAAUUUUGCACCCAUAUUAUAUCACUAUCAUUGCGAUUAACACACAGGAAUUCAGCGAACUAGCGAAGUAUUGUUUAGCAAAUGUACCAAACCGCGCAAUCUCAAACGACUGGAUCCUACGUUUAAAUGUUUAACUAAAGUAUAAAUCCUAAAAUAGGCCAAGAGAAAGAGAGAAAGAGGAAAAUAAAUUUCUUUGAGUGAAAGCAAUUGGAGUGUUUCCGAUCUGUUGCACAUGGGGCUUCCUCCACGAAAGUUCCAAAUGCGAAGAGGAGUUAUGCUUUGAUUUGAGGACGACGUCUUAGGUGUUAAAAUUCGUCACCCGUCGGUUCAAUAUUUGAGCCACGAGGCGAGCUAAAGUUUGAAAAGAAAAGUAUGAUUUUUUUUUUGGUUAUCAACUACUAUUACUACUAUUGCUUUCUACACUGUGGACACUAACUGAACUUAAAAGAGGAACAUUAUUUUGAUGAGAAGGAUUGCUGCUGAGUAUCGAAUGUCUCUAGUUUUUUUUAGCUGAUGAAUACAUUUAUAAAUAAAACAAAACCAGAUGCAAACAA
Messenger RNA from Ochlerotatus camptorhynchus, 4664 nucleotides. RefSeq names its product Ras GTPase activating protein 1 (gene RasGAP1). The transcript is spliced from 6 exons. The record is from RefSeq and is a predicted model, not a curated record. The coding region runs from base 705 to 3782 and encodes 1025 amino acids. Lineage: Eukaryota; Metazoa; Arthropoda; Insecta; Diptera; Culicidae. Gene Ontology annotation, biological process: intracellular signal transduction; regulation of GTPase activity.